Pelobates cultripes (western spadefoot toad) is the source of this 292-nucleotide messenger RNA. The record is from the annotation of a GenBank genome assembly. NCBI's taxonomy places the organism in Eukaryota, Metazoa, Chordata, Amphibia, Anura, Pelobatidae.
AUACAUCUUGGGGACUCCCAAUUAUGGACAGUGGGGAUAUGGAGGGCCUGUACCAUCAGACAGUAUCCCACUUCGACGAAAGGUUCCAGUAGUGGUUACAGAAUGUUCUGCACUUCCCUCUGAACUGAUCUCUGGAAGGAAGACCUCGAUGAAACGCGACCCUUCUGGUGCGAGGAACUCCCAGCCACAACCAGCGCCAAUGGGAGCAACUAGAGCUGCGGAUGCCGUAACUGGGAGACCAGCCAUUAGAGGAACUGGAGAGGCUGGUCGAAAUCGAAGUGCGGUUGGAUGA